This is a messenger RNA of Ceratotherium simum simum (southern white rhinoceros), 3766 nucleotides long. It is a transcript of the gene CNNM1, whose product is annotated as cyclin and CBS domain divalent metal cation transport mediator 1. Lineage: Eukaryota; Metazoa; Chordata; Mammalia; Perissodactyla; Rhinocerotidae. The record is from RefSeq and is a predicted model, not a curated record. Gene Ontology annotation, biological process: magnesium ion homeostasis; transport. Gene Ontology annotation, cellular component: plasma membrane. Gene Ontology annotation, molecular function: transmembrane transporter activity.
CUGCCCAAGCAGGGUCUGAACCUUCACCGCCUCCAGCCCACGCGCGCAGGGGGCGUACACGUGGUGACCUGCCCCAGGCCAGUUCCCGGCCCUGGCUCCUCCUCCCCCCAGCUCUUGCUCCGCUGUCUGCAGUAUCACGUGCAGCCGCGCCGGGUGCAGGAUGGCGGCGGCGGCGGCGGCGGCGGCGGCAGCCGCGGUGGGUGUCAGGCUCCGGCACUGCUGCAGCCGAGGCGCUGUGCUCCUGCUCUUCUUCUCCCUGUCUCCUCGGCCCCCAGCCGCCGCCGCUUGGCUGCUGGGCCUUCGGCCCGAGGACACCGCUGGAGGCCGCGUGUCCCUGGAGGGGGGCACCCUGCGCGCGGCCGAAGGCACCAGCUUUCUCCUGCGCGUCUAUUUCCAGCCCGGGCCCGCGGCGCCUGCUCCUCCGGUGCCCGCACCCACCCUUUCCCCGGGGGAGAACGGCACCGGCGACUGGGCUCCGCGGCUCGUGUUUAUCGAGGAGCCCCCGGGCGGGAGUGGCCUGCUGCCCAGCGCUGUCCCCACGCGCUCCCCGGGGCCGCAGCGCUGCCGCGAGCAGAGCGACUGGGCGUCGGACGUGGAGGUCCUGGGGCCCCUGCGCCCCGGAGGCGUAGCAGGCUCUGCUCUAGUCCAGGUGCGGGUGCGGGAGCUGCGCAAGGGCGAGGCAGAGCGGGGCGGCGCGGACGGUGGCGGGAAGCUCUUCUCGCUGUGCGCCUGGGACGGGCGCACCUGGCACCACCACGGCGCCGCCGGCGGCUUCCUGCUGCGCGUCCGCCCGCGGCUGUAUGGCCCGGGCGGGGACCUGCUGCCCCCCGCGUGGCUGCGGGCGCUCGGGGCGCUCCUGCUGCUGGCCCUGUCCGCACUGUUCAGCGGCCUGCGCCUGAGCCUGCUCUCGCUAGACCCGGUGGAGUUACGGGUGCUGCGGAACAGCGGCUCAGCCGCCGAGCAGGAGCAGGCGCGCCGCGUGCAGGCCGUGCGCGGCAGGGGGACCCAUCUGCUUUGCACCUUGCUCCUGGGCCAAGCCGGAGCCAACGCGGCCCUGGCCGGCUGGCUGUAUGCCUCGUUGCCGCCGGGCGUCGGGGGUCCGGAGGAAGACUACGGUGAGGCGGGGAUUCACUUCCCGUGGCUGCCGGCGCUCGUGUGCACCGGCGCCGUGUUCCUGGGCGCCGAGAUCUGCCCCUACUCGGUGUGCUCGCGGCACGGGCUGGCCAUUGCCUCGCACAGCGUGUGCCUGACCCGGCUCCUGAUGGCGGCCGCCUUCCCUGUGUGCUACCCACUGAGCCGCCUGCUGGACUGGGCGCUGCGCCAGGAAAUAAGCACCUUCUACACGCGGGAGAAGCUGCUUGAGACGCUGCGGGCCGCGGACCCCUACAGCGACCUGGUGAAGGAAGAGCUCAACAUCAUCCAAGGCGCCCUGGAGCUUCGCACCAAGGUGGUGGAGGAGGUGCUGACCCCUCUCGGGGACUGCUUCAUGCUGCGCUCCGACGCCGUGCUCGACUUCGCCACCGUCUCCGAGAUCCUGCGCAGCGGCUACACUCGCAUCCCCGUGUACGAGGGCGACCAGCGGCACAACAUUGUGGACAUUCUGUUUGUCAAGGACUUGGCCUUCGUGGACCCUGACGACUGCACCCCGCUUCUCACCGUCACCCGCUUCUACAACCGGCCCCUGCACUGCGUCUUCAAUGAUACCAGGCUGGAUACGGUGCUGGAGGAGUUUAAGAAGGGAAAAUCUCACCUGGCCAUUGUCCAGCGGGUGAAUAAUGAGGGAGAAGGGGACCCCUUCUAUGAGGUGAUGGGCAUUGUCACGCUGGAGGACAUCAUAGAGGAGAUCAUCAAAUCGGAGAUCCUGGACGAAACUGACCUCUACACUGACAAUCGGAAAAAGCAGAGGGUCCCACACCGGGAGAGGAAGCGGCACGACUUCUCCUUGUUUAAGCUUUCCGACUCAGAGAUGAGGGUGAAGAUCUCUCCACAGCUUCUGCUGGCCACACACCGCUUCAUGGCCACAGAAGUGGAGCCCUUUAAGUCUCUGUACCUUUCGGAGAAGAUCCUCCUCCGGCUCUUGAAACAUCCAAAUGUGAUCCAGGAGUUGAAGUUUGAUGAGAAGAACAAGAAGGCUCCAGAACACUACAUCUACCAGCGCAACCGCCCUGUGGACUACUUUGUGCUGCUUCUGCAGGGUAAAGUGGAGGUGGAGGUUGGUAAGGAAGGCCUUCGCUUUGAGAACGGAGCCUUCACCUACUAUGGUGUCCCAGCCAUCAUGACCACUGCUUGCUCAGAUAACGACGUGCGAAAGGUUGGAAGUCUGGCUGGAUCCUGUGUCUUUCUAAACCGAUCCCCUUCUCGCUGCAGCGGGUUGAACCGCUCCGAGUCUCCCAACCGUGAGCGCAGUGACUUUGGGGGGAGCAACACCCAGCUGUGCAGCAGCAGCAACAACCUCUACACGCCCGACUACUCAGUCCACAUCCUCAGCGAUGUGCAGUUUGUGAAGAUCACACGGCAGCAGUACCAGAACGCGCUCACCGCCUGCCACAUGGACAGCUCACCCCAGUCACCUGACGUGGAGGCCUUCACUGAUGGAGACUCCACCAAGGCCCCUGCGACCCGGGGCACACCCCAGACCCCCAAGGAUGAUGCUGCUGUCACCCUGCUGAACAACAGGAACAGCCUGCUGUGCAGCCGCUCAGACGGGCUAAGAAGCCCCGGCGAGGUCGUGUACUUGAGGAUGGAGGAGAUGGCAUUCACCCAGGAGGAAAUGAUGGACUUCGAGGAGCGCAGUACACAGCAGCUCUCAUUGUCUCCUGCAGCUGUUCCCACCAGAGCAGCAUCAGAUAGUGAAUGUUGUAAUAUUAACCUGGACACAGAGACCAGCCCCUGCAGUAGCGACUUUGAGGAAACUAUGGGCAAGAAGCUGCUGAGAACCUUGAGUGGUCGAAAAAGGAAGAGGUCAUCAGAUGGAGAGCGAGCCUCUGAGGAGAACUCCAACUUAAUGCCUCUGAUCACAUGACAGGGCAGACAGCAUUCACUGGGUGCGUGAGAUUCCAGAGCUUUGGGGGAGAACCCACCCUCCCAUCGUCUGCUUCCUCCCACAGGUGACAGAGCGUUCUGCUUUCCUUACCAUCUCUUCACCCCUAGCUGUCAGUUUGGCAGAUUUUCCCUCAUUGCCUCCAGUUUGACGCAGAGCCUUCCUGUGGCCAUAAUGGGAGGUGCCUGCGAUGGAACAUGCUAGAAAUGGUCUUGUCCACAGCACAGUCUGAGACUGGAGAAGAAAUGACCCCAAGCUGACAGUGCCACUCUGGGACCCCUGAUGCCCUUUUAGUUCUUUGGGAUCCCCUGAUGCCAUAUUUCAUGCUUAGCUUAACUCAGAAGGUGCCACUGGCAGACAGGCACAUAGGAGGCUGGAGUAGCAGGUAUGAAGGUUAAUUUCAGGAGAUGCACCAAGAAUUCCUCCAGAACUUUAGAGCAGUGGGACUCAGCCAUGUUGGCAUGUGAAGUUACAGUACAGAAAACUGUCAGUGACCAGUUUCCUGUAGAUAAGGGUUCCAGCAACCUGGGAAGUGUGCCUCAGCUGGAAGGGAAAGAAUGUGAGAUGGAACCUCAAGUCACUGUUUUCCCCAGGGACAUAUCUGUUUUGGCUCCCAAUCAGCAGUCAUUGAUCCAUGGAUAAAUCUGCUCUGGAAGAGGAGCAGGGAGCAGAGAGACCCAAUUGGGAGCCAGAGAUGCAACUUCAGGUUUUAAGUUCAAAUCAAAG